Molecule: messenger RNA, 324 nt
Organism: Cricetulus griseus (Chinese hamster)
Lineage: Eukaryota; Metazoa; Chordata; Mammalia; Rodentia; Cricetidae
Source: RefSeq, a predicted model, not a curated record
AUGAGCGCCGCUGCAGUGUGUCGAGGCUCCUGGCCCAGCCUUGGGCUGCUGCUUCUGGGCCUGUUGUUUCUUCCAGCCGUGAUUGCCUUCACCAGUGCUAGCCCUGAAGAAGGCGAUGCGGAUGCAGAUCUUCACUGUGUGUGUGUGAAGACCAUCUCCUCUGGGAUUCAUCCUAAGCAUAUCACCACAUUGGAAGUGAUCAAGGCAGGACGCCAUUGUGCGGUUCCCCAGCUCAUAGCCACUCUGAAGAAUGGGAGGAAAAUUUGCCUGGACCGGCAAGCACCCUUAUAUAAGAAAGUGAUCAAGAAACUCUUGCAGAGCUAG